Molecule: messenger RNA, 4779 nt
Organism: Trichoderma aggressivum f. europaeum
Lineage: Eukaryota; Fungi; Ascomycota; Sordariomycetes; Hypocreales; Hypocreaceae
Exons: 4
Coding region: 1-4779 (1592 amino acids)
Biological process (GO): fatty acid metabolic process
Molecular function (GO): phosphopantetheine binding; medium-chain fatty acid-CoA ligase activity
Source: RefSeq, a predicted model, not a curated record
AUGCCAGAGGAUGCAAAAUCCCACGAAGACAAGAACCUAGCCCAGCUGGUUCGUGAUACUUUGAAACUGGUCAAAGAUUCUUAUAAGUCUUUCGGAUCUUUUGUUGUCCCCGGCCCGCAGCCAGCUCUACGAGCAACAACACCGGGAGACCACAUCACCCACGAUGGCUUAAGGAAGUUUGUUGAUACGUUUUAUCUUCCAACCAGCGGGCAUGGACGGAAGCCAGUAGUCGCAAUAGCUUUGCCCAAUGGACCUCUAUUAGCAGCCGCAUGCAUCGCGGUUACUACCUAUUAUACAUCUGCGCCAAUCAACCCUGCUGCCGGCGCUGAGCAAUUUCGCGCGGAUGUUCAACAAGCUGGUGCUCAGUUUAUUCUGACGACAAGGGAUGACUGCAAUAGGCUCGGCUUGGGAGACCCCUGGGUUGCUGCAGCAGGGAUUGAGGUCUUUCUGAUGGAAUGGGAGAGCAACGACCGGAUUGACCUCAAAGAUCUUGGCGGAGCUGCUCUAUUACCCUCAAGGUACAAGCCUAUUCACAACAAACCAGAAGAUUUUGGAUUGAUCCUUUUCACCAGUGGUACAUCUGGUACCAAAAAGGUGGUUCCGCUGACAAUCCAUUCUAUCAUCGCCGGCAUCAGCUUCGUGAUAGACUCAUGGGGAUUGACUGCGUCGGACAUAUGCCUCAAUAUGAUGCCUUUGUAUCACGUCGGUGGUUUGGUAAGAAAUAUCUUUGCUCCAGUUUUCUCUGGAGGAUCAACAGUGUGCUGUCCUGCAUUCGAUCCCAACUUAUUUUGGGAUGUGGUCCAGGAGACUCCUGUUACAUGGUAUUAUGCAUCUCCAUCAAUGCAUUCUGUUGUCUUGGCUGCGGCUUCGGAACGAUCGUCUGCUCUACAGCAGAGCCGUAUCAGAUUGGCAUGCAAUGCCGCAGGGGGUCUCCUGCCGUCACUGGCGUGUCGACUUCGGGACACGUUUAAAUGCACAGUUCUUCCCAGCUAUGGGAUGACCGAAUGUAUGCCUAUAUCAACACCGCCGCUUAAUUACAAACUGGACAGGGAGGUCCAGAGUGGUACCGUGGGGAGAAUAUGUGUCCGUGGUGAACCUGUCUUCCCUGGGUAUCUCAAACCAGACGGAACACUGGAUAGAUCACCCUUCAAUUUGAAUGGCUGGUUUGAUACGGGCGACCUUGGUUAUAUGGAUAAGGACGGAUACCUUUACAUCACGGGAAGAAGCAAAGAGGUUAUCAACCGAGGUGGUGAGCUCAUCUCGCCGUUUGAAGUCGAGAAUGCAAUUAUGCGCUCAGCCAUGACACCAGGAUCACCGCUGUAUGGACGAGUCACCCAGGCUCUCGCCUUUUCUGUGGCUCAUGAUGUACUACAAGAAGUGGUGGCUGUGGUGUUGGUUAGCCCGUUGAACGUUCCUCGCAUUGACCUGAAAACACUGCAUAAUUCAUUGCGGUCGUCACUGCAGCAGGCGAAGUGGCCGGUACUUGUUACCUAUAUGGAUGACCUCCCAAAGAAGAACAACAAAGUGCUGAGGAUAAAAUUGAGCCAACGAUGCGGGAUACCGGAACUGACGGACGAUAUGCCGUACUUGAGCAGGCAUUGGCAGGCUACAUGUCCCCUUCCCGACACUGACAUGUCAGUCCCCAUUGAGUCGUCGCCGUGCAGUAUUGACCAUGAAUCAUUGUCAACUUGUCUAAAAAGUGCGAUGUCCACCGGUUUCAGGCAUUAUUAUAGGCAACACAAUCUCAGGGGCACACUGGAAGCGUUUAUCAGUCCGGUUGAAGCUAGCUUAGGGGCACUGAAUCACCAUCAGCCAGACGCAUUAAAACAACAACUGGCCAAAUGCCUUCACGGAUACAUGGUUCCGGAACAUAUACACAUGUUACCGGACCCCCUACCUCUUGACCACUCUGGCGCUGUCGACAAUGACGCGCUGGAUGGACUACUUGCAAAGCUGGGCAGUGGUGCCUCCUCUCAGGAACUUGAGGCAUCCACGCAAGGAAGGGUUAGAAAAGUCUUUGCUGAUGUCUUAUGCCAACCGCCGAGGAAUAUAGCACUUGAUGUUGACUUCUUUACCCUUGGAGGGGAUUCCUUAAAGGCUGGACGUCUCGCGUCAGCGUUGCGGUCUGCAUUCAAUAUACAGAUUCCCAUCAGCCUUGUCUUCAAUCAAGGAACUGUUUCUGUUAUCGCCACAUUUAUUGACAAAAUGGCAGAGUUUGUACCAGCAGAUGAUGCUCAUGAAGAGAAAGUGGGAUGCUCAAAGGCCUACAGUUCUACGAAUCCAGUAAUCAUGUUGCUUCAGCUGAUCCCCCUUGCUGUCAUAUACCCCCUACGCCGUGCCGUCCAGUGGACUGCCUUUAUCGUUGUCAUGAGUUACGUGCAACGAUGGCCCACGAAUCAACAUACUCCAGGUCGGCUGUUCAACGUGGCGGUAUCGGUCAUGUUUGCAAAAUUCAUAAUCAGAAUUAUAUCACCCAUUUUUGGCAUUGCUGCCAAGUGGCUCAUUAUUGGCCGUCAUCGUGAAGGACUUUAUCCCAUGUGGGGGGUAUACCACACGCGCUGGUGGAUGGUCCAGAAGAUUGUAAGCAUUUGUGGCAAAGGGGUUUUCAACACCAAUGACAGCACAAAACGGCUGUACUACCGCCUGAUGGGGGCGAAGAUUGGCAAAAAUGUCAAGAUUACUGGCACGUCUCUUGGUGAAUGGGAUCUUCUAGACAUCCGAGACAACGUAACCCUUACACACUGUCUAUGUCGUCCAUUUGCAGUUGAAGGCAACACCUCCAUGUAUCUGGGCCGAAUUGUUAUUGGAGAAAACGCCUCUAUUGGUGUAUCCUCGAUAUUGGCACCGGGAUCUAUAGUUCCCCCGAAUACUUGCAUAGGGCCGAAUUCCUCUAGCUGGGAGCUUGAAGAUGCUGCUGAGGAGAACCGAGAUCUCUCGCCUACCCAAGCAGUAAAGCCUCAUAUACUACUCACUUGCUUCCUUACUGUACCGCUUGUUUUCAUCUCAUGGGCCUUGUCGAUACUGCCUUGGAUGGCCGGUCUUGUCGGCAUGGUUGGAGACAUGGCUUUGCCAGACGCUUCAACGGUGAGGGACAUCCUUGAUUGGUUUUCCGCUGCAAGGCGAGUAGGAUUCCACUCGCUUGCCUUGAUACUGCGCUGUUCUAUCAGUCCCUUCAUCUUCUUUGCGUUUGCCGUACUUGUGAAAUUGCUCUUGGAUGCCGUGUUGGGAAAGAUGAGCUUCGGUACAACGAGAGACCAAGGAGCAAUUGCUAUUUGGCGAGCCGCGUUGAUGAAGACCCUUUUACCUGUCUCACGCCUGCACGAUGUGACAUCAAUGUUUGGACAGCACUAUGAAGCAACAUCUGUAGCCGUACGGCUGCUUGGCGGACGAGUUGGCAAGCGAGUUUACUGGCCAGGCACGGGACCCGGCAUCGGUGACUACCAUCUCUUGGAUAUUGGGAAUGAUGUUGUAUUCGGCUCUCGCUCCCAUCUUAUCACCUCGGAUGGUAUUGGCUCCGAAAAGAUUACUAUUCAAGAUCGUGCCAUGAUAGCGGAUCGGGUGUGCCUCCUCCCAGGUGUGACAGUCGGCGACCACACCACCAUGGGCUCUGGGGCUUUGACACGCCGUGGGAAAUCAUACCCAUCGGGGGGCACCUUUGUGGGCUCCAAGGGCCGUGAUUGUAUUCAUCUCUCUGGCGGGCAUAGCAUUGGAUACGAUGAGAAGAAGCCGGUUCAACACCGCAUGCGGCACAUGAGCAGUGAUGAUACUCUCGCUGGCAUCAACGUGGACUCAAAAAAGAGCUCCGUACAAACCAGGAUUCAACGCACGGGUAGCGAUGAAACGCUAGCUGAAUCGCGCACUUCAAGAGUGAAGAACAGCAAAACGCGCCAUGGUAGCCCGGAGGAGGUUUUUACACCUUCUGAGAGCGAUACAUAUGAUAAUGAAUCGGAAACGGAGGCAGACCGCAUGUCCCCAUUUGGGCGUGCGUUCUAUCUUAAACUUGCGCCUUAUUAUGUCCUAGGGCCAUUUAUUAUCUUCUGCUAUUCUUCCUUUAUCACUGUCUUCACAUCAUUUUAUUGGAAUGUACCGACAGUGGCUUGUGUACAGCUGGUUGAUUAUCUCAUGAACCUAUUCAUAUCUCGUGACAUCGCUGUAACGUUCGAUGUUACCGUGCUUUUUCUCGUAGCUUGGGCUGGUCUCGCGGUUUUAUUCACAACCAUGGCUAUACUGGCGCUUCUCAUUGUCAUCGCUAGCAAAUGGGCCCUGCUAGGACGCCGUGCACCGGGAAAUUACGAUUGGGAUAAAUCCUCAUAUUGCCAGCGGUGGCAGCUCUUCCUGAGCAUUGAACGGCUUCGGCGACACUGCUAUCAUAGCCAGGGAGUCUUGGGGCUCCUCACGGGAACCAGCUGGAUUGUCUUCUACUUUCGAGCAUUGGGGGCCAACAUCGGCAAAGACUGUGCUCUUUUUGCCAACGGUAGCCCAAGUUUGAUGUUUACGGAGCCCGAUUUGAUUACUUUAGGCGAUCGAGUCUCCAUUGACGAUGCUAGUGUCGUGGGUCACAUCAACACUCGAGGCAAAUUUGAUCUGAAUAGACUGAGCAUAGGAGACAGAUGCGUGAUGAGGUCAGGGAGCAGACUACUCAGCGGCGCCACGAUGAAGAAUGACAGCUGCCUCUUAGAGCAUACGCUCAUUAUGGGUGGCGAUGUAGUAGAAGAGAACUGGACAAUGCAGGGAUGGCCUGCUGAGAGGUAUACUGGGAAACGUACAGCCAUUGAAUAG